CCCAAUUUUUGCUUCUUGUUUCGAAUUUCGCAACAAUCUUGGAGCCAAAGCUCCCUAAGUUUUUUUUAAAUCGAAUUUAAUAUUCUUUUUUAUUUAAUUUUCUAGAAAAUAAUUAAUAAAAAUAUACUUUAGUUUUACUACUUUACAGACAACAUACUAAUAUAUCCCCUCUAAACAUAUACGCUAUAUAUCUCUAAUUUCAUCUGUAUAUCUCUGAAAUUUGUUUUCCGUGACUCAUAAAUUUUCGAUACAUCCGAUUCCCAUCAAUUUUAGAAGCUUCAACUUUCUAUUUUAAUUUAAUUUUGUUGAAAUAUUCUUUUCACCGAUUAUAGAAUUAUUCUGAUUUUUGCUUUUGUCUGGUCUCGAUCUUUGAGAUUAUAAGUACAAUUGGAAAAAAAAAAAAUUGUCAAUGUUAUUGGAUAACUGAUUGAUUUGUUGAAGCGGUGAGUUUUUGGAGCAAUUGAUGCACUGAGAGAUUCGCAUAAUUGGGGAUUUUGGUUUUGACGGAUUUGUUGUUUCAAUUUAGGGUUUUGGAGAUUUGGGAAUGGGUGAGGAGGAUUUUCUAACGUACAACUUCGCAAGCUACGAGUACAACUCCAGGUAACGCGAGAAAGAUGAUGGUGAAACGUAGGGUUAAAGUGAAAAUGCCGAAACUCAAUCGAUGCAAAGCUGAGGAAAUUGCCGAGGAAUUGAAUAGUAGUGAGCUAUUUACAGUGCCUAUAAAGGAGUUAGAAGAUUAUCGUACUAGUUUAGUAGAUUCAUUUUGUAGAGAAGCAUUGAGCUUGGAAAAAGCUUUUGAGGUUCAUAGUAAUAGUAAUAAUAACAAGCCUCCAUUAUUGAAGUCUUCUCGUGGUCGAAUUCAAGUGCUUCCUUCAAAGUUUAAUGAUUCUGUUGUUUUGCCUUCAUGGAAGAAAGAACAAGAACAAGAGUUGCACGACGAAAGGGGAGUAGUUUUGCCUCAUAAGAAAAGGUUCAAGCUUGAUGAGUCGUCGUCGUCGUCUAAUGUAGUAGAUAUGCAUUUAUUUAAGAAUCAACUUAUUCAUAUGCCUAGUUCGGAGUUUUCUUACAUGGGAAGUAGUAAAGAUUGUUCUAGAAGUUGUGUGACGUCGUUAGGUGAAGGUAGUUCUUUGGAGAGUGGUGAGUGUGAACUGAGGGCGAAGAGGGGCUAUAUGAAGGAGGUUGGAAAGAAGAAGGAUUUCUUUGAGCCAGCAGAUUUUGUUUCGGGAGAUAUAGUGUGGGCGAAAUGCGGGAAGUGUUUUCCUUCCUGGCCUGCUGUGGUGAUUGACCCGUUAUGGCAAGCACCUGAGGCUGUUUUAAGGGCUUGUAUUCCAGGCACGAUCUGUGUCAUGUUUUAUGGCUACUCCAGAAGUGGCCUAAGGGAUUAUGGGUGGGUCAAAGCUGGAAUGAUCUUCCCUUUCCAAGAGUAUAUGGACAGAUUUCAGGGGCAGACUAAAUUGUAUGGCAGCAAACCAAGUGAUUUUCAAAUGGCAAUAGAAGAGGCAAUUCUAGCUGAACAUGGCUACACAAAUCAAGCCCCUGAGACGGAACAAGAGACACCUCCGGCAACUAAUGACAGUGGAGUUGAAGAGGCUACUGGAUCAAAUCAGGAGCUGGAAUUCUGUUUCCCUGACCAGCAGGAUGGAUAUGAUAAGAGGAAAGACACUCGACCAUGCGACAGUUGUGGUUUGAUUGUUCCAUUCCGAACCAUGAAGAAAGUUAAAGAUACAAUGUGCAAGGCUCAGUUUUUCUGCAGGCAUUGUACUAAGUUGAGGAAAUCAAAGCAAUAUUGUGGCAUAUGCAAGAAAAUUUGGCAUCAUUCAGAUGGUGGGAGCUGGGUGUGUUGCGAUGGUUGUGAUGUUUGGGUGCAUGCGGAAUGUGCAGAUAUUUCCAGCAACACUUUAAAGAAAUUACAGAACACUGAUUACUUUUGCCCUGAGUGCAAAGCAAAUUUUAACAAAAAAUUGUUGGUCUCAGAACAGUGGGGACCAAAAGCGAGUGUUUCAAACAGAUUAAUAAAGAGCAGUGGAAGUGUGAUGCCCAACAUGAUUACUGUUGAGUGUACUGGAGUCGAAGGGAUUUAUUAUCCAGAUAUUCACCUAGUUCAGUGCAAGUGUGGUUCUUGCGGAACAAAGAAGCAAACACUUAGUGAGUGGGAGAAACAUACUGGUUGCAGAGCAAAGAAAUGGAAGUGCAGCGUGAAAUUAAAGGGCUCAACGAUUACACUUGACCAAUGGCUUUCGGACAGUAAUGGUUAUAAUGUUAGCUAUCAGAACUUAAAUCAGAAGCAGCUGUUUGCAUUUUUAAGAGAGAAGUAUGAACCUGUUCAUGCAAAGUGGACUACAGAGAGAUGUGCUAUAUGUAGAUGGGUUGAGGAUUGGGACUACAAUAAAAUAAUCAUAUGCAAUAGGUGUCAAAUAGCCGUCCAUCAAGAAUGCUAUGGAGUAAGCAAUGCUCAGGAUUUUGCUUCAUGGGUCUGUCGAGCAUGUGAAACCCCUGAAAUUGAAAGAGAAUGUUGUCUUUGCCCAGUCAAAGGUGGUGCGUUAAAGCCAACUGAUGUUGACUCCUUGUGGGUUCACGUUACAUGUGCAUGGUUUCGGCCUGAAGUUGCUUUCCAUAAUGCUGAUAAAAUGGAGCCGGCUGCUGGGCUUCUUAGAAUUCCUCCGAACACUUUCCUAAAGGCAUGUGUGAUCUGCAAACAAGUUCACGGAUCUUGCACUCAUUGUUGCAAAUGUGCCACCAGCUUUCAUGCUAUGUGUGCUUUGAGAGCUGGAUAUCAUAUGGAAUUGAACUGCUCAGAGAAGAAUGGGAUACAGAUAACAAGCUGGUUAUCAUAUUGUGCCUUUCAUAGGGCUCCAGACACAGACAAUGUCCUGGUCAUGCGGACUCCGUUUGGAGUGUUUUCUACGAAAAGUUUGGUAGAAAGACAAAGUCAAGAACAUUGUUCGGGAGGCAAAAGGCUCAUCUCAUCUAAGACUGUUGAACUCUCUGAUGCAUCUGAUGCUGGAACCACUAGCUUUGAUCCUCUCUCUGCUGCAAGGUGUCGAGUCUUUCAGAAAUCUAGCAAUAAGAGGGCUGGACAAGAGGCAGUUUUCCAUCGACUGAUGGGGCCAAGGCAACAUUCUUUAGAAGCAAUAGAUUGCUUAAGCUCACAAGAAUUGGCUAGAGAUGUGAAGGCUUUUUCAACACUCAAAGAGCGGCUGAUCCAUCUGCAGAUGCUGGAAAAUCGGAGAGUUUGUUUUGGUAAAUCUGGAAUACAUGGAUGGGGCCUCUUUGCACGGCGAAACAUUCAAGAAGGAGAAAUGGUCCUUGAGUAUCGCGGGGAGCAGGUGCGGCGUAGUGUUGCUGAUCUAAGAGAGGCACGCUAUCGGCUGGAGGGAAAAGAUUGUUAUCUGUUUAAGGUAAGCGAAGAGGUCGUGAUUGAUGCGACAAAUAAAGGGAAUAUUGCACGCUUAAUCAAUCAUUCGUGCAUGCCCAAUUGCUAUGCGAGGAUCAUGAGUCUGGGUGAAGAGGAGAGUCGGAUAGUCCUUAUAGCUAAAAGCAAUGUAUCUGCUGGUGAUGAGUUGACGUAUGAUUAUUUGUUUGAUCCGGAUGAGCAUGAUGAUCUUAAAGUGCCCUGCCUAUGUGGAGCUCCUAAUUGCAGGAAGUUUAUGAACUAGUGUAGCUGAUGUACAGGAUUUCUCGUACAGUGACAUGCUAACAUGAAUACAGCAAAUCUCUCUUUUUUUUUUUUUUUUUUUUUUUUUUGUGUGUGGGUUUUGUUUCGUAAUAGCAGCCAGCCAUUUUGUCACAUUCUCUCUCCAAUUGAAUUUUAAGUUGCAAAUAAAAUGUAUACACCAGCUAUUUAGCUGGCAUUUGACAGCUCUUCUCCUUCAUGUCAUGAAAGCUUCACCAAAGGGAAAAGGAAAAAUUGUUGAGUUUUGCAACAUGUAUUGAGUUUAUUUGGCAGAAGAGGGCUAAAGUGCCAUUGUACCUUUUGAAUCUCUAGCUCUAUAUUUCAGGUGACAUUUAUUCUUUUUGUCUCA
Molecule: messenger RNA, 4022 nt
Organism: Lycium barbarum (goji berry)
Lineage: Eukaryota; Viridiplantae; Streptophyta; Magnoliopsida; Solanales; Solanaceae
Product: histone-lysine N-methyltransferase ATX5-like
Exons: 23
Coding region: 615-3656 (1013 amino acids)
Biological process (GO): regulation of transcription by RNA polymerase II
Molecular function (GO): protein binding
Source: RefSeq, a predicted model, not a curated record